Molecule: messenger RNA, 5354 nt
Organism: Lytechinus variegatus (green sea urchin)
Lineage: Eukaryota; Metazoa; Echinodermata; Echinoidea; Temnopleuroida; Toxopneustidae
Product: ATP-binding cassette sub-family C member 10-like
Exons: 19
Coding region: 286-5049 (1587 amino acids)
Biological process (GO): transmembrane transport
Cellular component (GO): membrane
Molecular function (GO): ATP hydrolysis activity; ATP binding; ABC-type transporter activity
Source: RefSeq, a predicted model, not a curated record
AUAUUUGAACUCCUCUCUGUGUCUCGAUCUCGAGCUAAAUUUGGGAUCUCUCAUCAUCGGAGGAGCCCGGGAAUCUCCAGCAAAAUGGUGUUGAUUGGUGGAUAUAAAAGAGGGCUGGUCUGGUGGAUCGGAGAUCACAUUCCAUUUCAACUUUUUCUCACUGAUGAUUCCAGCUGCUUGCUUGGGCUUCACCGAAGAUUUUCAAAUUGAACUGAAAACGGAACAGAUUUUCAUCGUUAUAUUUCGUACCUGUAAGACCAUCGGGCGUCACCAAGUGCCACCGAGAUGGCUUCUCCAGUUGUGCUCUCAUUCUGCUGGAGGAAUAUCAAUAAUGACACCCAAUGGCAUGAGGAAGAGAACCUUGGAUACUGUUCGUACAACAGCAUCAAGAGCGAGUGGAUGUUCCACCUUGGCAGUCAUGUCCUAUUGGCACUUGUCAGUGCGCUGUACGUCUGUCUUGACCACACUGACCAAAAUUCAACAAGCUCUACUCUUAAGAAGUCAUCCAUUCCGGAAGUUCGCCUUGUCAUUGCGGUCUCGUCUGCACUGGUGCAUACCCUGGGUUUCCUGCGGAUCAGCCCAAUCGCAAGGUCAGGUCCAGAUGACAUGCUACUGGAUGGAACAUCGGCUUUUGCGUGGCUUCAGUUGUCAAUCUACACGUGGAAGCUAAGACAGCAGAGUGUUCGGCUGGCCCGGACACACAAACCGUUGGUAUUGGCGUGGUCGUUGACGUUUGUAUCCCAGUGUAUGCGUCUUAGUAUGGUGACCAAACAGCUUCUGAACAACACCUCAACUACCUUUGAGCAGGAAGGCGUAAUUGUAGCAUCGGGUAUGCUUCAAGUUCUGUAUCUCCUGACCCUCCUGCCAUCACCAAGGCACACUGUUUUAUCUCAAGUCAAAGUUGGACGUUCUGCAGGUCAAAGCGUCGACGAUGGCACUCAUGAAGAUACCAAUUCUUUGGAGAAGCCUUCGGCUGGUGCCGAACACCUUGGUAUUGCUGCGGAGCAUGCUGGUUUAUUAUCUAGGCUUACAUUCAGCUGGGCCCAGGAUAUAAUGCGUAAAGGUGCUGCAGGUCAGCUCAAGAAAGCCAGCGAUGUUUACAAGUUUCCAGAGGAUCAAAGAGCUAGUCGAGUAGAAGAUUAUUUUUCUCGUUUCUACCCACAGGGUUCAACAUCAUUCGCUGAAGACGUUUUCAAUUCUGAGGACUCGGUCAGUAUCAAGGAUCUCACAACGACCAAGAAUGAUUCGAUCAGAAGUAGACGAAGUAAUACACAAGCCCGUUCUGUGUUUCAGGAGAAAGCCGAAGAUCACAAAAUGCCACGUUUCGACAAUGCAAAGAGAAUAUCUCUUUGCCGGGCCAUCCUGCGAGCUUUUGGGUUCCAGAUUUUCAUCCUUGGUAUUUUUAAACUCGUGUCCAACACGUGCAAGUUUGCCAGUCCUUUGCUGUUACACGCUCUUUUGUCCUUCCUUGAGAACUCGGAUGAACCCGUCAAGAAUGGAUACUUGUAUGCAUUUGGCCUGUGCGUCGCCACUGCACUUCAAACGAUCGUUAAUAGCCAAUUUCACUACCGAAUUGUAGAACUUAUGAUGAAGCUGCGGGUAGCUGUGAAGACUUCGUUGUAUCGGAAGACUCUUGCAGUUGGGGCCAGAUCUUUGUCGACUUUUACCACGGGUCAGAUCAACAACUUGAUGAACGUGGAUGCAAAUAGGAUCUCCCGGAUCUCCCACUCCAUUAAUGAUGCAUGGAGCGUGCUCUUGGAAACAGUCGUGACCUUGUUCUUGCUCUACCAACAGGUGGGCGUAUCCUUCCUCAUUGGAGUGGGGUGUUCCUUCUUAAUCUUGCCUUUAUCCAAGUUCCUCUUGGCAAAGAUCGUUCGGUACCACCGGAAACUGAUGAAACAGAAGGAUAGCAGAGUAAAGAUGAUGCACGAGAUAUUAAAUGGAAUGCGUGUCAUCAAGUUCUUUGCCUGGGAAGGCCAGUUCAAGAAAGAGAUCAAUGGUCUUCGUUCUGAAGAGCUUCGUAGUUUGAAGGGCAUCAGGUACUUCUGUGCCUUGAAUCACUAUGUCUGCUCCACCUCACCGAUCCUCAUCGCUUUGCUGACUUUCACUUCCUACACGCUGCUCGGCAAUGAACUUACCGCUGCGAAGGUUUUCACAAGUCUUGCCCUCUUCUCAAUGCUCCAAGGACCAGUCAAUGGAAUCCCAUGGGUUUUGAAUUGUCUUCUCGAAGCCUGGGUUUCCUUUAAACGAAUCCAGAAGUACAUGGACAUAGAAGAGACAGAUCUCACUUCUUAUUACUUAUCAGGAAACAAACAUUCAGCAGAAAAGGACAAAGCAUCAGCUCUGAAAAUCAAGGAUGGAUGUUUUUACUGGGAACAUCCGUUGAAGAAAGAUGACGAGAAGAAAUAUGGAGAGAAGGGGAAGGAUGAGAAAAGGGACAAUAAAGAAAAUGAGACCAAAGAUAGUGAAGGAAACGAAGGACAUGAAGCGGAAGAGCAUCCAAACCCUGUCAAGCUUCAGGAAAUUGAUUUAAAUAUCUCAAAGGGUCAGUUAGUCGGUGUCAUCGGUAAAGUUGGGACAGGGAAGACCUCUCUGCUGUCCUCCAUCCUUGCUGAUAUGGUGAAGGAAGGGGGCGACAUCAGGGUUGCCGGGCUUCGGCAAGGGUUCGGAGUGGCAACCCAGGAACCAUGGCUACAACACGCCACUGUGAAGGAGAACAUUCUCUUUGGUCGAGAGUACAACCCUGAAAGAUAUCGCCAAGUGGUGGAGGCUUGUGCUCUCCUGGAAGAUAUCAAGAUACUGCCCGCUGGAGAUGAGACCGAGAUUGGUGAGAAAGGCAUCACUCUCAGUGGAGGACAGAAAGCAAGGGUCGCUCUGGCCAGGGCAGUCUAUCAGGACAGUGAGAUUUAUCUCCUCGACGAUCCGUUAGCUGCUGUGGAUGCCCAAGUAGGACAACAUAUAUUUUCCAAGUGCAUCAUGGGACUGUUACGUCACAAGACAAGGAUCCUAUGUACCCAUCACACUCGUUUUCUCGUUGACGCCGACGUCGUCGUAGUCAUGGAAGAUUUCAAGAUCCUAAAAAAGGGACCUCCAAGUGAGGUGUUUGACGACCCAAAAUAUUCCGGUCACUUGAAAAGCUGCAAACUGGAAACGGAAGGAGAGGAACAGGUAUCUGAGUCUGAGGUGAAAGGUUGCAAUGGUGACGGCAAAAAAGUGGUAGAUGAGGAGGAGAAAGAGGAAGGCGUGGUCAAGUCAGAGGUUUACCAAUGGUACUGGAAUGCCAUGGGGAAUACUCUAGCUUCUAUCAUCCUCCUGACACUUUUCCUUAUGCAAGUGACUGGCAAUAUGAGUGAUUGGUGGCUAUCUCACUGGGUGACCCAGACCAAGAGUAUCGAGGAUACCGUAUCAUCCGCGCAUGCGCAUCAGCCAUCUACUACUCAAUACAUCAAUAUGUCUAUGGAAAUUGGAUCGGAAGACCAAUGGUUUCCGGAUGCGAUCAAGGAGCAGAACGCUGUCACAGCAGCCUCAUUAUUCUAUCUCAAAGUAUAUGCUGGAGUAAUCGGGACCACUUCUCUCUUCACUCUGCUGAGUACAUUUCUCUUCGUUUAUGGAGCUAUUCGUGCUGCUACGACGAUCCAUGAUGGACUUCUCAACAGCAUCCUUAGUGCUCCCAUAUCGUUCUUCAACGCUACCCCAGUAGGUCGCAUCAUCCAUCGUUUCACAGAUGAUGUCUUCACGAUUGACUUUCACAUGACCUUCGCCUUGCAUCACCUCCUGACUGAGUUUCUGUCCUUUGUCGGAGCUGUGAUCCUCACCGCGUACAGUCUACCCUGGUUUAUAAUCUGUCUUAUUCCACUCGCAGUUAUAUGCUACUACAUGCAGGACUAUUAUCGGAAGACUUCAAGGGAGUUACGUCGCUUUUGCAGCAUUUCCAACUCCGCCAUUUGCAGUCAUUUCUCCGAGACGUUAUCCGGUCUUACAGUCAUCAAAGGCAUGAGAGCAACAGAAAGAUUUCGUAAGGAGAACCGCUCUAGGCUAGAGCUUCACCAACGAGCCUGGUUCUGUUCUGAUGCCGUAUCUCACUGGCUGUUCUUUAGGCUGAACAUGCUUGGUGUUGCUAUGGUAACAGUAGUUUCCGUCACGGCAGUCCUACAGCAUCAGUUUCAGACUUCCGAUCCAGGUUUGGUCGGACUGGCUGUAACGUAUGCAUUGGCCAACACACACCGAAUGAUAGCUGUAAUUAAUACACUGACAGAGAUUGAGAAACAGAUGAUCAGCACAGAGCGAGUACAUAAUUACACCACAGCUAUCCCAAACGAACCACAGGGUGGAAUGAUUAAGGCACCUCCUCUUUGGCCAAAGCGAGGUGUGGUCAAGUUCAGCAAUGUCCAGUUCUCUUACCGUGAGGAUCACCCCAAAGCCCUGAGUGGGGUUGACUUUGAGACCCGUCCAGGAGAGAAGAUUGGCAUCGUGGGGAGGACUGGUUCAGGGAAGUCCACUCUGUUCCUGGUCCUCUUUAGAAUGGUCAAGAUUCAGGAGGGUUCCGUGACCAUUGAUGGUGUUGACCUGUCUCAGUUGUCUCUAGAAGACGUCAGGUCCAAACUGGCCAUCAUACCCCAGGAUCCGUUCCUCUUUAGUGCUUCCGUCCGAAAGAACCUCGACCCUGUUGGACAGUUUAGUGACUCAGAGCUUUGGAGUGUCCUCAAGAAGUGCCACCUAGAGGAUGUAGUCUCCCGCAUGGGAGGACUGGAUGCGCAAGCGGGUGAAGGAGGGAAACAGUUCUCCACUGGUCAGAAGCAGCUGGUCUGUCUGGCUAGAGCCAUGCUCACAAGGGCACAGGUUCUUUGCAUCGAUGAAGCCACGGCAAGCGUCGACAUGGCAACGGAUGAUCUACUCCAGCAAGCCAUUAAGGAGGAAUUUAAGGAUAACACCAUCCUGACCAUUGCCCAUCGUCUGAACACUCUGAAAGACAGCGAUCGUAUCCUAGUGAUGGAUGGUGGCAAGGUGGCCAAGUUUGAAAAGACCACCGUGACGACAGUAGAAAUGUAGUCAAGUUAUGAUAACUGGCGUACAGACUAGGGGGAGGGGAACUUAGGACACCCCAAAAUAUGGGGUCCACUAUGAUUUCCAUUUAUGCUCAAGUUUAUACUGUUUUAUUUGAUUUACGAGGUAAGAGUGUUCAGCUGUAGAAUUGUACCCGAUUUAUAUUACUUUGUAUUAGGUUUGAAUGGAAAUGAAAUAAAGAGUUGAAAAAAUCCAUGAAAAGCAAGGCCGUGAGAGGAAAACUGAUGCAACAUGACACUACUUUUUCAUAUGUAAUCUAAGAUCUGUCACAACAUUAGAUUUUUACUUUA